AUGAUUAGCGGAUCGAAAGACAGAAAUGCCCUUGUUUGGGACUUGGAAACUGGCUCUGAUAUAGCUACACUUGGAAGCCAUCCGAAUAUUGUUUAUUCGGUCAGAUUGCUACCAGAUCAACAGAAUAUGGCUCUUUCUUCAUCUAUGAAUAUUGUUAAGCUUUGGGAUUUGCGUGCAGCUCCUACAGAACGUUGUAUCCGCCAUCUAAGUUCAAUGGGUUUGGUCAGUCAAGGAGAGAAUGGACAUUGUGAACGUAUUCGUCAUUUACCUCCAACAGAGACUGACAUUUACCAAAUGGAAGUUUGCUCAAAUUCUGGGGGAAAUUUUCUAUUUACAACGAGCGCCGCGGGAGUGCGCAUUUGGGAUUUGGAAAAGAUUGAGCAUUUAGGGAUGUUGAGGGAUUUGACUGAUAGCGGCGAUGUCCGUAUGUUGGCAGUUUCUCAAGUUUCUGACUCGUCUAGCCAAAAUUCUAAUAUGUCUGUGCGCAUUGCAACGGCAACUAAAAAAUGCGCUUCUCUCUACGAUGAAGUUAAAAUUCAAAAGCCUUUUAUUCCCUCACGUUGGAGUAUCAUGCGAUAUUCACUGCUUGACUCAAAAAGAGACCACGUGGAACAAAAUGCCCACAAUGAUGCAGUUACUGUCUUAGAGGCAUUAUCUCCACAACGAAUUAUUUCAGGCUCCCGUGGCGGAGAUAUAAGAAUUUGGGAUGUUGGUAGUUCAAACAGAAUGGUUUCGAUAGAAAUGCGUCAGCAAGCUCAUGACGGUCCAAUUAGUGCUAUAGCUACAAACACUAGAGUAAAUUCGAACUGGCCGUUGGUAUUUAGCGCUUCAUCGGAUGAUCCCGAGGAUGCAAUAACUAUUUGGAGAUUACUGGAAGAAAAGCUUUGA
Molecule: messenger RNA, 888 nt
Organism: Meloidogyne enterolobii
Lineage: Eukaryota; Metazoa; Nematoda; Chromadorea; Rhabditida; Meloidogynidae
Source: the annotation of a GenBank genome assembly